AUGCGAGCUUUUACCAUUGCGAGUAUACUGGGAAAUAACAAUUCAUCUUCGCCGUUAACAACCAAUUCGUUAAAACGAAAACUCUCUGAUGAUAACGACGAUUACGAACAGCAACUACACAAACGACAAAUCAUCGAUGCACCUGAAAUCCUGUCGCCUGCAUCUGUUGGGCAUCUACCGUCAUCAAUUAAUAAUUCGGACAAUAAAUUAUCGAGUAACGACGAAGAACGUGAUUCAUCAGGUGAACAGCACAGUUCUGAUGAACGACCACGAAAGGUUCGACGUAGUCGAACCACAUUUUCAACAUAUCAAUUACAUCAAUUAGAACGUUCAUUCGAAAAGACACAAUAUCCUGAUGUAUUCACGCGAGAAGAACUGGCUAUGAGAUUGGAUUUAAGUGAAGCUCGCGUACAAGUUUGGUUUCAAAAUCGACGAGCAAAAUGGCGUAAACGUGAGAAAGCUCUUGGUCGAGAAAGUCCAAAUUUCAUCGCUCCACAUGACAUUGAAACAUUCCGUCAACAAAUGUCAUCGUACCUUUCGAAUGCCUUAACAGCAAGUGUUGGAACAGUUAAUCCUACUAAUGAUCGGUCCUCACAAGUCGCUGUACCACCGCCACCACCACCACCGCCGCCUCAUUAUCUGCCAUUCCUAAUGGGACAUAUUGAUGAAAAACUGUUAACACGUUUACCCCUGAAUCAACAUCCUCAUUUUAAUCUACUCUAUCAAAAUCAUCCAACAACACCUAUAUUAACGAUGAAUCCAUCGUCUGUGUCUCCUUCAUCAAAUUCGUCAUCAUCGGAAUCAUAUUCAACCAAUCCAGUUGAUCGAUUCGAUCAUCACAGACGUGUAAAACUAGAACUGCAAGAUAGCAUUGCCUAA
Adineta ricciae is the source of this 879-nucleotide messenger RNA. The record is from the annotation of a GenBank genome assembly. NCBI's taxonomy places the organism in Eukaryota, Metazoa, Rotifera, Eurotatoria, Adinetida, Adinetidae.